AUGGCUGAUCGAUACAUUCCUGAGCAUCGGCGGAACCAGUUCAAGGCGAAGAACACCUUCAAGCCUGAAGAGCUCCGCCGACGCCGCGAGGAGCAACAGGUCGAGAUUCGAAAGGCCAAGCGCGAGGAGAACCUGGCAAAGCGACGUGGUAUCGGCUCAGGCGACUCGCGACCAGGCGCCUCCCUCGGCGCUGCUCCUGACAGCGACGAUGAAACCGCUCCCACAGAGUCUCAGCUCACCGAAGAGCUCCCCCAGAUGGUCCAGGGAGUCUUCUCCGAUCAGAUAGAUCUGCAAAUUCAGAGCACCACGAAAUUCCGAAAGCUCCUGUCCAAGGAACGCAACCCUCCUAUCGAAGAGGUCAUUAAGACUGGCGUCGUUAGCCGAUUUGUCGAGUUCCUGCGAUCCCCCCACACUCUGGUCCAGUUCGAGGCAGCUUGGGCUCUGACCAACAUUGCUUCUGGCAGUGCCACUCAAACCCAAGUUGUCAUCGAGGCUGGUGCUGUGCCUAUCUUUGUCGAGUUGCUCGCUAGCCCGGAGCCUGAUGUCCGCGAGCAAGCCGUCUGGGCCCUUGGUAACAUUGCUGGUGACAGCCCUCAAUGCCGCGACUAUGUGCUCAGCUGCGGUGCCCUCAAGCCUCUUCUGGCCCUCCUGGGCGACAGCCGAAAGCUGAGCAUGCUGCGUAAUGCGACAUGGACCUUGAGCAACUUCUGUCGUGGCAAGACACCUCAGCCCGACUGGAAUACGAUUGCGCCGGCUCUGCCUGUUCUCGCCAAGUUGGUCUACUCCCUGGAUGACGAGGUCUUGAUUGACGCCUGCUGGGCUAUUUCUUACCUCUCGGAUGGAUCAAAUGAUAAGAUCCAGGCCGUUAUCGAGGCCGGUAUCCCUCGCCGUCUUGUUGAGCUGCUGAUGCAUGCUUCGACCUCCGUCCAAACCCCCGCCUUGCGGUCUGUCGGCAACAUUGUCACUGGUGAUGAUGUGCAGACUCAAGUCAUCAUCAACUGUGGUGCUCUGCCGUGUCUUUUGUCACUGUUGAGCUCUAACAAGGAUGGUAUUCGCAAGGAGGCAUGCUGGACCAUUUCCAACAUCACUGCCGGCAACUCUACCCAGAUUCAGGCCGUCAUUGAUGCCAACAUUAUCCCACCUCUCAUUCAUCUCCUGUCCAACGGCGACCUAAAGACGCGAAAGGAGGCCUGCUGGGCAAUCAGCAACGCAACCAGUGGAGGACUGCAGAAGCCUGAGCAGAUUCGUUACCUGGUGUCUCAGGGCUGCAUCAAACCACUCUGCGAUCUCCUGGCAUGCCCCGACAACAAGAUCAUUCAGGUUGCGCUGGAUGGUUUAGAGAACAUUCUCAAGGUUGGCGAUCUCGACAAGCAAGCUGCCGGUGAAGGCCCCGACUCCAUCAACCGCUAUGCGCUGUUCAUUGAGGAGUGCGGUGGCAUGGAGAAGAUCCAUGAGUGCCAAACCAAUGCCAACGAGGAGAUCUACAUGAAGGCAUACAACAUCAUUGAGAAGUACUUCUCCGAUGAGGAUGAGGUGGCAGAUGAGGGAAUGGCUCAGGCACAGGGCCCCAACGGCACCUUCGGUUUCGGCGCCAACGGUGGACAGCAGCAAGGCGGCUUCAACUUCGCUAAUGGCGGAGAGUCUAUGGACAUGUAA
Messenger RNA from Phaeoacremonium minimum UCRPA7, 1656 nucleotides. RefSeq names its product putative importin alpha subunit protein. Gene Ontology annotation, cellular component: nucleus; nucleoplasm; cytoplasm. Gene Ontology annotation, molecular function: protein binding; nuclear import signal receptor activity. NCBI's taxonomy places the organism in Eukaryota, Fungi, Ascomycota, Sordariomycetes, Togniniales, Togniniaceae. The transcript has 3 exons. The record is from RefSeq and is a predicted model, not a curated record. The coding region runs from base 1 to 1656 and encodes 551 amino acids. Gene Ontology annotation, biological process: NLS-bearing protein import into nucleus.